Molecule: messenger RNA, 903 nt
Organism: Gracilinanus agilis (Agile Gracile Mouse Opossum)
Lineage: Eukaryota; Metazoa; Chordata; Mammalia; Didelphimorphia; Didelphidae
Gene: CTLA4
Product: cytotoxic T-lymphocyte associated protein 4
Exons: 8
Coding region: 1-903 (300 amino acids)
Biological process (GO): immune response; negative regulation of regulatory T cell differentiation; regulation of T cell proliferation
Cellular component (GO): membrane; external side of plasma membrane
Source: RefSeq, a predicted model, not a curated record
AUGCAAGAAAAUCUGCAUUGCCCUCAUUAUGAAUCCAGAACUCAUAAUAAUUUCAAAAUUCUCUCUACAUAUCACGAUGUAUCAAAUUCUCCAGGGCUUCGAGAUUGCUGGUUGCUGUGCAAAGGCAUUUUGGAAUUUCAGUUUGAUCAGACUUCAGAAGUUAAACCUACUCCCAAAUUUGCCAAAAUGGUCAUUCGAACUUGGUUGAAAUUUUCUGGUUGCAAUCAAGCUAUGCUUCUCCUGGGAUCUAGGAGAGAAAUGGGAAAGCUUCACCAUCCCAUGAACUGGUCCUGCACAGCAAUGCUCUCAUUGCUCUUUAUCCCAAGUAUCUCCAAAGGCAUACAUGUGACUCAACCAGAAGUGGUCCUGGCCAACAGCAGAGGGAUUGCCAGCUUUCUAUGUAAAUAUGAGUUGACAGCCAAAACCAAAGAGAUCCGAGUUAGUCUGCUCCGACAGAUGAACAAUCAGUUGGUUGAAGUCUGUGCCUCAACAUACCUGGUACAGAAUCAACCAGUGUUCAUGGAUGACAUGCUUGAGUGCACAGGAAAUGUCAGUGAGGAUAAAAUGAUGCUCACUCUCACAGGUCUGAAGGCCUUGGACACUGGACUGUACUUCUGCAAAGUGGAACUCAUGUAUCCUCCCCCCUACUACAUGGGUUUAGGCAACGGAACACAGAUAUAUGUCAUUGAUCCUGAACCUUGUCCAGACUCGGAUAUCUCUUUCUGGAUAUUGGCUAUAGUCUGCUCUGGGCUAUUUUUUUACAGCCUCCUCAUCACAGCUGUUUCCUUGAAUAAAAUGAUAAAGAAAAGGAGUCUUCUGACUACAGGAGUCUAUGUGAAAAUGCCUCCAACAGAACCCGAACAUGAGAAGCAAUUUCAGCCCUACUUUAUAACUAUCCACUGA